GUCGUAUACGUCGCCUGGCGCUUCUCCAAUUUCUCCUUCACAUUCCGGCACAAUGGCUCCCAUAUCGGAUACGGUCGUCGAUGACCUGAAGAGCACCGUCUCGCGGCUCGAGAAGCGCAUCGCGGAACUUGAGAACCGCUUGUCUGGACAUGGCGGGAGCGCGCAGUCGUCGCAAGAGAGCGUCAGGAUGAUCUUGAUGGGACCUCCGGGUGCUGGCAAGGGCACCCAAGCACCGCGCAUCAAGGAGAAGUUCUGCGCCUGCCAUCUCGCUACUGGAGACAUGCUACGCGCACAAGUCGCGGCAAAGACGCCGCUCGGCCGAGAAGCCAAGAAGAUCAUGGACGCUGGAGGUCUCGUCAGCGACGAGAUCAUGGUCAACAUGAUCAAGACUGAGCUGGAGAGCAACGAGGAGUGCAAGAACGGCUUCAUUCUCGACGGUUUCCCGCGAACCGUAACCCAGGCCGAGAAGCUGGACGGUAUGCUCACCGCAACCCAAAAGCCCCUCCAACACGCCGUUGAGCUCCAAAUCGACGAUGCCCUCCUCGUCUCGCGCAUUACUGGUCGCCUGAUCCACCCCGCCUCCGGCCGCUCGUACCACAAGAUCUUCAACCCACCCAAGGCCCCUAUGACCGACGAUGCCACGGGCGAGCCGCUGAUCCAGCGCUCAGACGAUAACGAGGAUACGCUUAAGAAGCGCCUCGCAACGUACCACGCUCAGACUAGCCCCGUGGUGGCCUACUAUCAAAAGACGGGUAUCUGGAAGCCCAUUGAUGCGAGCCAAGAGCCUGGCCAGGUCUGGAAGAGCUUGCUCAAGGUCUUCGAUGACAAGGCGAAGAUUGCUGGCCGGACGGGCAGCUUGCUCAACAAGAUCGGCCUCAAGAACUAGACCGAGUUCACCUCGGUACUAGAUGUAGAGUAGAGAGCUGGAGAAGAUGAGCUGUGGAUGAUACGAACGGUAUCGACGUUACGGCCCAUGAAUCUUGGUGAAUGGUCAUGUUUGGAAUCACGUAAAAGUCGGCCUCGGGACUCUGCCGCGGGGAAUGCACAUAUGUAACAGAAGGUUCCUUGUACUUGUACAGAAGCAUCAGGAUCGGGUGGCAGGAGUACUUGGAGGGGUCCUGUGUUUCUAUUGUAUGUUCAGACACUUUUGUAGCCUGCUUUUGGAGAAUGUCCAAGGUUGACUUGUCGGAGAGCUUCUUGGAAAUGCAUUUGUAGCUGCAGACAGGCGUCUUGACACUGCGUGCGUGAGAGUGAACACCCCUUGAGGACAACCGUGAGUUUGACUUCAGGCGUACCAUUAUAUGUACCUAUUGCCAAUGAUUCGCAACCACAAGGC
Cucurbitaria berberidis CBS 394.84 is the source of this 1336-nucleotide messenger RNA. RefSeq names its product adenylate kinase-like protein cytosolic. The transcript has 3 exons. Gene Ontology annotation, cellular component: mitochondrion; cytoplasm. Gene Ontology annotation, molecular function: AMP kinase activity; ATP binding. Lineage: Eukaryota; Fungi; Ascomycota; Dothideomycetes; Pleosporales; Cucurbitariaceae. The record is from RefSeq and is a predicted model, not a curated record. Bases 53 to 886 code for a protein of 277 amino acids. Gene Ontology annotation, biological process: ADP biosynthetic process.